AUGUUCCCCACUUCGCUUCGCGUUCUGCCCCGCGCUCUAAACACUCGCGCUUUUUCGUCGACGCCUUCGUCGGCCCUCUCGCGUGUGACGCUGAUUGGCCGUCUGGUCGCCUCGCCGGAGGUGCGUGAAAGCCGCAACGGCAAGGAGUACCUUCGCUACGUGCUGGCCACCACGGACCAGCCCGGCCCGCCUAACGAGGAUGGCUCGCCGGCCACCCCGACUUCGUCGUUCCACUCGAUCUUCGCGUUCGGUGAGAACACGGUGAACCGCCUGAAGGACGUGCCCAAGGGUUCGCUCCUGUACGUGGAGGGCGAUUUCCGUGUGGUGCGCACUCCGGGUGAGGAGGACAUGCCGCCGCAGGAGCAGUGGCUGGUGCAGCACCGCAACUACCGCGUGCUCAUGCGCCCCAAGACGGAUUCGGCUUAA
This is a messenger RNA of Malassezia pachydermatis, 426 nucleotides long. RefSeq names its product nucleic acid-binding protein. The record is from RefSeq and is a predicted model, not a curated record. Bases 1 to 426 code for a protein of 141 amino acids. Gene Ontology annotation, molecular function: single-stranded DNA binding. Lineage: Eukaryota; Fungi; Basidiomycota; Malasseziomycetes; Malasseziales; Malasseziaceae. The transcript is spliced from 2 exons.